Molecule: messenger RNA, 1782 nt
Organism: Parasteatoda tepidariorum (common house spider)
Lineage: Eukaryota; Metazoa; Arthropoda; Arachnida; Araneae; Theridiidae
Product: intraflagellar transport protein 52 homolog
Biological process (GO): cilium assembly; intraciliary transport
Cellular component (GO): cilium; centriole; intraciliary transport particle B
Source: RefSeq, a predicted model, not a curated record
GUCUAAGUUUGACUAUCACGCAUGUUGUAACUUUUCUCAGCAUGCUUUCGAAAUACGUUAAUUAAAAGUAUACAUUAACAAUCUGGACACUCUGGUUAUUUUUUUAUAUAUACAUUGCUCAUUAAAAAGAAUUAUUCUUUCAUUGAUAGACAGAGAUUGCGAAUAAGUUAUUGCAUACAAUUAUAAUAUCUUUGCACAGAUGGAAUCAAUAUUAGAUUUUCGCAGUCCUCGGGCUAAUCGGAGGAGAAGGCAAAAGAGAUUAUCUCUUAGCGUAAAUCAUAAUGAGUCACUAAGUCGGUUUGAGGGAGAUGCUGCAGUUAAGAGUAAAGUCGUCAUUUUCAAUGGUUCAAAGAAUGAAAUGUUUACUUUGAGUGAAGGCUAUUCAGUCUUGUCCAGGCGUCUUAAAAUGGAAGGUUUCAAAACAUUCAGCAAUCAAGGUGACAUUACUUCGGAUCUUCUAUCCAAGGCAGGAGUGUUUGUAUUACCUGGACCACGAGAGAAAUUCACUAUUACUGAGAUUAAUCAUUUAAGAGAAUAUGUGGAUAAAGGUGGCAGCAUCUUUGUUACAAUGGGUGAAGGAGGAGAAAAAAGUUUUCAGACCAAUAUAAAUUUUCUCUUAGAAGAAAGAGGCAUCAUGAUAAAUAAUGAUGCAGUAGUUAGAACUGUGUAUCAUAAAUAUCACCACCCAAAGGAAGUGAUGGUAUCCAAUGGUGUGCUCAACAGAUCAAUAACCUUAGCUGCUGGGAAAAGUAUUCCGGGUCAGAAUCUUACUGAAUCAAAUAAUGCACAAGCAUUGUCUUUUCUUUACCCUUAUGGAGCUACUUUGAAUGUUGCUAAACCAGCAGUUGCAGUCCUUUCAUCUGGAAGUGUUUCUUUUCCUCUCAACCGUCCUGUUUGUGCCUUUUAUCAGCAUCCUACGUCCAGUGGAAAAAUAGUUGUUCUUGGAUCUACUCAUAUGUUCUGUGAUACUUAUAUAGAUUAUGAAGAAAAUUUAAAAAUUGUGAAUGUUAUUUUCAACCAUUUAACAACAGCUGGUAUUCAGAUGAAUGCUAUUGAUGCAGAAGAUCCAGAGGUGUCUGAUUAUCAUAUGAUACCUUCAAUCGCCAAGCUCUCUGAACAUGCAUUCUCAUGUUUGCAAGAGUGUGAUGAAAUACCAAGUGAUCCAUCUGUACUAUAUCGUAGCAACCUGUUUCAGUUUGAUAAUAAAGUUUUACCUAAAGUUCUGAAAGCCUAUAAAGAAAUUAACAUGAAGCAUGAACCUCUGAAACUCAUCAUGCCUAGAUUUGAAACUCCUCUAGCACCUCUUCAACCUGCUGUUUUCCCACCCUCGUUUCGAGAACUACAAAAACCCGCUCUUGAACUUUUUGAUUUAGAUGAAGCGUUCAGCACAGAAAAAGCACGACUUGCUCAGUUGACGAACAAAUGCUCUGACGAAGAUCUUGAAUAUUUUAUCAGAGAGUGUGGAGAUAUUCUUAACAUAACAGAUAAACUGCCAUCUAGUAAUCGAGAUGGAAAACAUAUCAUUGAGUACAUUGUUUCUCAAGUGGCAGAGUUCAAAAAGUUAAAUCAAGCCAGUAUGGAAGGACUUUAAAUGUCUUAUUAUAUCUUCAGUAUCAUCGGAGUUUAAAAAAUUAUGCUUUCACCUUGUAUUUUUUAAUUCAUAAUAUUCAACAUAAAAUUCUAGUCUAAAUUUAUUGUUUAUAUUUUAUAAAUGUUACCUAGAAGUAUUUAAGAUACAUAUUUUGCACUCUAAUUUUCUUUCUAAAUGUUCAGCGUUUUACA